Sander lucioperca (pikeperch) is the source of this 1687-nucleotide messenger RNA. Its product is annotated as trichohyalin-like. The transcript has a single exon. The record is from RefSeq and is a predicted model, not a curated record. NCBI's taxonomy places the organism in Eukaryota, Metazoa, Chordata, Actinopteri, Perciformes, Percidae. The coding region runs from base 65 to 1687 and encodes 540 amino acids.
UCCACACAUUCCAUUUACAGGCACCGUUACAGUCAGACCUAACGCACGUCGUGAACACUUAGAAAUGGCUACAGCAAAAGUGACCAUUUUGUCUAAGGCCCAAUGGGUCAGACUUCCGUCUGUAUUCAAUCAGCCCAAAGAAACCGAGGUGUACAACAUGCAGGCAGAGGUAGAGACACAUACUCCGACAUCUAACGUUAGUGAAGAGGACAAACCCCUCUUGGCCUGGCAAAACAUGCAGGAGGAAAACCAAGCAGACCAGCGUGCCAGAGGCAGAAGAUUCAACAGUGUAGUCUUUAGGAAAUGUCUGGAUAAUGAGAAUAAGCUACUGAUUGAAUUGAAGAGAAGAAAAGAAAAAAUGGCUAAAGAUGAAGACAGGAAGAACGAGGAGAUGAUGCAGUCCAAACGGGAAAAAGCUCUGAGACUAGAGCAGGAGAAAAGCCUUCAGAAGAAGCUUCAAAAUUGCACUACGGCAAAAAAUCUGAUACAGCAAAUUAAAAAAAGGGAACUGCUAAAAGAGGAAGAGAGACUGCAGGAAGGGAAAUAUGCAGAAUUCCUCCGUAGCCUUGAUGAACGGCAUGCACAGGAGCUAAGACAGGAGGCGGAAAAAAAAGCUGAGUUGAAAAAAAGUAAUUUACAAAACCAGCUGGAAAAUAUGUCCAGAAGAAACCUCAACAUAAAGAGAGAGGCGCAAACACUUUGGACAGAGGAGCAGAAAGCCAAACAGGAUCAGCUUGAAAUGGAAAGAAAGCUAUUGCAAAGAAAAACUAAAGGGGUACAAAGUUUCAGGAAUAUCCAGACACCUAAACAGAUUGUUAGUGAGAACCUGAUGGCCUUGCAGGAGGAGAAGGCUGCCACCAUGGCUUUGACGGAGGAGCAGAUGCUUGCCAAAGAUUUGGCAGAUAGAGAGGCUGAUCUGGCAAAGCAGCAGAAGGAGGAAGAGGAGAAGAGGGCAGCAAUGUUUCAGUCUAUCGCUGCCCACAGACAGAAUAAGAUACGGGAGAAAGAACAAAAUGAAAAGGCAGAGCAUCAGAGCGAUGCGGACUGGAUUCAGGCUCAGAUGGAGGCUGACAGGUUGUUCCUACUCAAGGAAAAAGUGAAGGCCCAGAAGAUCAGAGAAGACAAAAUCAAAUUACAUAACUUCAACGUUGCCGUGGCAGCUGAAAAACGUGCCCUCCUUGAGGAGCUCAAAAGGGAGAAACGUGUUGCAGCGAAGAAUGCAGAACAGUUUGCUGUGAAGGAGAAACAACAGCGGCAAUAUAUUGAGAAUGAACUCCUUGACGCUGCAGAGAACCGUCCUUUGUUUGAGGAAUGUCGGAAGCUGCAAUUUAGCAAUAAAAAAUCCAACAAGGUCCCCCUGGGGACGACCCUCCGUCUGCCUCCCAUUCCCAAUGCAGCUCAAAACACCUUGGCUUCAACCAGAGGAGGGUUCGCUUCCCCUUUAAGCGUGGAGGGGUCCAAAUGUCUCUUUGCAAACACCAACCAGCCAUUGCCCAGAUAUUCCAGUGCUAAACCUCAGCAUAUUAAACAGCUGCAUGAUUACAAUAAACUGGAGCUCACAUAUGAAGAGACCAGGCUGUUUGACCUGCAACAGAUCUACCUCUCCUCUGCACCGGCCUUCUCCAAGCUCCCUCCCAUCCCAAAUGCAGUCAAGCAGUCCAAAAGAGCGAUGCUGAGAGAGAGCUGA